Gamsiella multidivaricata is the source of this 992-nucleotide messenger RNA. Its product is annotated as thioredoxin-like protein. Gene Ontology annotation, molecular function: glutathione peroxidase activity; glutathione transferase activity. The transcript has 5 exons. Gene Ontology annotation, biological process: glutathione metabolic process. NCBI's taxonomy places the organism in Eukaryota, Fungi, Mortierellomycota, Mortierellomycetes, Mortierellales, Mortierellaceae. Bases 176 to 859 code for a protein of 227 amino acids. The record is from RefSeq and is a predicted model, not a curated record. Gene Ontology annotation, cellular component: peroxisome; mitochondrion.
CUUCUCUCAUUUCUUAAUUUACUCUUUUUCACUCCUGUACUCUUUAACAGUCCCCCCAAUCUCGUCCAUUCACUCCCACUCCUCCAACACUACAUCGUCUUAAUACAUCCAAACACCUCCUUAGGUUUGCACACACCCACAUCCACACCCACACCUACACCCACAGAUACUCAACAUGGCUGCAGCACGCGCAAGCAUCAUUUGCUAUUACGAUGUUAUCUCGCCCUAUACCUUCAUGGGUGUGAAGCUCUUCAAUCGCUUCCGUCAACAGUGGCCCGGUGUCGACGUUACCUUCAAGCCCAUGCUCCUCGGCGGCGUCAUGAACUCCAUUGGCAACAAACCGCUGUUUGAAUUCGUAUCCAAGAGAGAGCAUAUGAUCUCGGAUUUGGACCGGAUUAGUGCCGUGACAGGAGUGCCUUUCAAGUUCCCCACAGAGUUCCCUGUGAGCACCAUCCUGCCCAUGCGUGUGCUGGUGGCUCUGCAGAUCCACGAAAGUACCGAAAAGUAUGAGCAGUGCAUUGACAAGUUGUUUGACGAAUAUUUUGUUCAUGGCCGCAACAUCUCCAAGCCUGAGGUCAUUCAGAACGCCUUGACCCCGAUCCUUGACUCGGACGUGUCCAAGGUCCAGUCCUACAUGCAGCUCGCCAACCAACCCGAGGUCAAGCAGGCCUUCAAGUCCAACACCGACGAGGCCUUGGCCCGCGGUGUCUUUGGUGCACCCAGUUUCAUUGUCAAGAAGGCGGGCGAUCCUGAGAAUAAGGAGCACUUGUUCUUUGGAUCGGAUCGAUUCGAGAUGAUCGCCGCCUUCUUGGGUCUGCCUUAUCCAGGCUUGAUUCCCAAGAACCAGCCAAAGCUGUAAAAAAAAAAAAUACCAUCACCUCCACAUUCUCUUUCGAAUCGAUGGAACUGAUUCUUUAUUUGCCUUUAUUUUUUUUUUCUUUCACAAUACUUUUUUUUCCCUGUUGACAGAUUUGAAAAAAAGAUUCCGCUUU